Heterobilharzia americana is the source of this 1467-nucleotide messenger RNA. Lineage: Eukaryota; Metazoa; Platyhelminthes; Trematoda; Strigeidida; Schistosomatidae. The record is from the annotation of a GenBank genome assembly.
GCAAGACCAAGAAGCGAGUGCGAAGAAAUCAAUUGGUUUACACAAGCUUGUUAAAAAGACAUUGGAUAGUUGUUGGACUUACUUUCACCACACUACGGAAUGAUUGGUACGUGUCCUUGCAAAGCAUUUCGAAAUGUUCUGGUAUUCACGUCGAGUGAACUUGGGAUCGAUUGCUAUCCAUUUCUAUCACACGUGCCCGUCAGUUGUACCGUGUACCAACUAACAUCAUAAUUAGUUCAAGUCAUGUUUCUUAUGGCAUUAUCGAGAGUUCUUCUAACGGUUAAAGUUUUUCUGCUAAGAAUCUAUGUGCUUCUGGUGUGGAAUGUGUUAACAUUCUAUCAGAUCUUACGUAAAAGGCGGGAAUCCUGGAUUCAUAUAUCUGACUUGCGUGUAAUUUAUGAAAGUAAUGGCUUCCUAGUCAUAAACAAGCAUCCUGAGUUGCUUAUCAAUUGUACAAGUCCAUGGAUCAAUUGUUUGACUUUGCAAAUGCAGUUAUUCUACAAUCGUCCACAUUAUGCCAACUGGAAACUGAAAAAUAUGUUUCAUUUUGUCCAUCGGUUGGAUUGCCCAACAAGUGGUUUGAUAUGCAUUGCAUAUGAUACGAAAGCUGCAAGCAUUAUAAGACGUGCAUUUGAGAAAAAAGAAGUUAAGAAAUAUUAUUUAGCUAUUGUCUGGGGAUAUGUUGGCUCAGUGCAAAACUUGAAUUUAUCAUCGUUUGUUAAACACGAAUCGAAAUGUGUAUAUCACAUUCAAAUGCCACUUGGUUCCUUUCGAUAUUUUUGGCCCGAUAGUGGACGUAAACAAAAGAUAGUCGUUCCAGAAACACACCCAGAAUGUCAUAGACCACGUGAAUGUUCUACAACGGUUGUUAUUCUUGGUUAUGGAAAGUUGAUGGGCGAACCAGCCACCCGCGUACUUCUUAUUCCUAAUACUGGACGUCGACAUCAGUUACGUGUACAUUGUGCAGUAGCCUUAGGUCAUCCAAUUGCUGGAGAUAUCACCUACGUACGUCGUCCAUUUGAUCAUCCUGAUAUACAUUACAUGAAUGAUAUUUAUAAAAGUCAUAAUACAAACUUGGAUCAUAAAUUAAAGCGUAUGAUGUUGCAUGCAUAUUGUAUGGAAAUGAAGUUGCGAAUAAAUAGUGAUGGUGAUAGCAUCAAGUGUCGAAAAAAGCAGCUGGAGGAAAAAUAUUUUGAAUUUAAAACAAGUGAAAACCCGUUUUUUGAUGCAAACGACGUCUGUCUCUGGUCGAAAGAAGAGAAUUUAUUAACACAGAUGACGAAGUGCACAUUGCAGGAAUGUAUCAAAAAUAUCAGCAUUUCACAUGUAUACUACGACAGUAAUAAUUGUGACCGUUUCUUAUAAACUUAACUUGUGUAUACGUUUGGUAGAUAUUCCUAAUAUUUUUCUAGUUUCCCGAAAUAUAAUUGAGCGUUGUAUGUGGAUGUGACAGUGCAAACAGAGUAU